AUGCAUAUCCUACAUCUCCUUGUUCCUCUCCUAGCAGCUGCACCUAUUACCCAAGGUGCAGCUAUACGUCGCAAACUGCAGCCGACUAACUUACCACCUGCGUUUAAAGAACUUGAGUCGUUAGGGCCACUAUCACACUGCGACAUCUCAACCAGACAACUUCCAAAGAGAGGCCACGCUCCAGAAUUACCGGACCCUGAAGCAAACCUUCGACUUAAAUAUAUCACAUUCGGCGUUGGCACCCAAAACUACACCUGUGCUGGCGGCGUUACCAAGCCCAUCCCUAUCGGUGCCGUGGCGACCCUUUACGAUGGCUCUUGCCUAAACAAUAUAAGUUCUCGAGCUAUGAGCAUUCUCAAUUAUAUCACAUUGCAUACUUCAGUAUCAUCGGCAGCUUGGGUGCUGGAAAGCUUUUUAAAGAUGCCCAAGCUCGGCCAGCAUUACUUUAACGGAGGGAGGCCUUUUUUUGACUUGACAACUCGUGGCGGCUUAGACAGAGCCUACGUAUCUGUGGUAGCAAGCGUUCCCGCUCCCAGUGGCCUCGAUGUUCCCUGGCUAAGAUUAAACAAGGUGGAGGGAUCUGGUAUAGAGGUAUGGCUUUCUCUUCGCCCUAUACAUAAAGUUGGUGUCUAUUUACUCCACACUAAAACUUGA
Trichophyton benhamiae CBS 112371 is the source of this 654-nucleotide messenger RNA. Its product is annotated as malate dehydrogenase. Bases 1 to 654 code for a protein of 217 amino acids. NCBI's taxonomy places the organism in Eukaryota, Fungi, Ascomycota, Eurotiomycetes, Onygenales, Arthrodermataceae. The transcript has a single exon. The record is from RefSeq and is a predicted model, not a curated record.